Molecule: messenger RNA, 1797 nt
Organism: Scedosporium apiospermum
Lineage: Eukaryota; Fungi; Ascomycota; Sordariomycetes; Microascales; Microascaceae
Exons: 2
Coding region: 1-1797 (598 amino acids)
Molecular function (GO): phosphatidylinositol binding
Source: RefSeq, a predicted model, not a curated record
AUGACCGACAACCCUGCCCCGCCAAGCGACAAGCCCAAGGGCGACCAGCAAUACUUCCCGCCCCCUCCUCCUGGUCCUCCUCCGGCGCAAUCUCAAUACACUCACGAUGCAUCCUACAAUCCUCCAGCCGGCCCUCCUCCUGUACAGCAGCAACCUGCGUACGAGGCACACCAGACCGCGGACCUAGCCCAAGCCCAGUUCCCACCCCCGCCUCCCGGUCCUCCACCAGCUCAAUCACAAUACACCCACGAGGCAUCCUACAAUCCUCCACCUGGGCCCCCUCCACCGCAGCAGCAACCUUCGUACGGGACACCCCAAGCCGCGAGCCAAGCCCAGCCCCAGUUCCCUCCGCCACCGCAGCAACAUCCCGAUGAGGUGCCCCUCCCCGAUUACAACCCCGCCAACUACCCCGGCUCCCAUCCCGCCGGCGCCGCCUCCAACGCUCCGCCCACCGAGCCAGAGUUGACCAGCGACGAAAAGAGGCAUGCGAAGGCAAAGGCAUGGAGUGCCAAGAUGCACUCGCUCGGCGCGAAGGCAGCGGCACCGAUUAAUGCGUUUGCCAAUAAGAUGGGAUCGCAGGCUUUCUUGCCUAGUACUAUGGACAAGGAGUGCGAAAAGGCAGCAGCCAUUCUUACGAGUUUCUGCAAGGACGGAGCUCACGGCGAAGGCCAGCGCCCAGUAACGCCCAACGACGAAAGCAAGAAGGACAAGAAGAGAUCCCGAUCCCGCGACCGAGCCAUCCUUCGAAUCCCCAGCAAAGUCCUCCACAGCGCCGUCGGCCUCGCCAUCUUCACGACCGCCCGCAUUGGCUUCCAAUUCUCCGCCGCCACCGGCUCGGGCAUCCUCAUCGCGCGUCUCCCCGACGGCUCGUGGAGCCCGCCGUCGGCCAUACAGGUGCACACACUCGGAGCGGGGUUCAUGGCCGGCGUGGACAUUUACGAUUGCGUGUGCGUGAUUAAUAGUCGGGAGGCUCUUGAGGCGUUUAUGCAUACGCGGGUCAGUUUGGGUUCGUCGGUUGCGGUUACUGCUGGGCCGUUUGGGGCCGGUGGGAAGGCUGAUAUCGGCGCGGGGUCGGGUGGUCAUGAGGGUGGUGAUGGGCAUAGCGGUUAUGGAAAGGAGAAGCCUGCGGAGGCUGUGGCUGCUGAAGCUCAUCCCCCUACUGUCGUAGAGCCCGCGCAGCAGGGUCAACCUGCAGCGGGAGUCGCGCCCGGCGCGCCGACAGACCCGACCAAACUCACACCAGACGGUAAGGAGAGGCCAACUUCUUCUCACCGCCGAACGGCUAGCAGCUUCAAGUCUCUCGCCCCGGUCUUCACGUACAUCAAGUCACGCGGCCUCUGGGCGGGCAUCCAAGCCGAUGGCACCGUCAUUACCGAGCGCAAGGAGGCCAAUCAUGCUUUCUACGGUCAAAGGGUCACUGCGGAACAUAUCCUCCGCGCGGAGGGUCUCGUGCCGCAGGAGAGCCCGCAUCUUUGGCCCAAGGCCACCGCGGUGCUGUUAGAUGCGCUGAAGAAGGCGGAGGCCCGGAAGGAGGAGGGCGAGGAAGUCAUCGUACCUCCAGCUGUCGCUACCCCGGCGGUGGCUGCUCCCGCUAACCCGCCAGUUCAGGCUGGGUCGAGCACUGCAGUUGCGGGUGCUCCUCCUCCCGUGCAGCAUGAACAUGUUGGAUACUACAAGGCAGAUGAGGCGGGUCCUUCCGCUUCGGAGCCGGCUAGAGGCGAUGAGUUGCCGGCUUAUCAGGAGCCAGCGGUGCCAUAUCCGGGGACGGGGGAUCAGAAGGGUCCGACGUAUCACUAG